Messenger RNA from Racocetra persica, 159 nucleotides. The record is from the annotation of a GenBank genome assembly. Lineage: Eukaryota; Fungi; Glomeromycota; Glomeromycetes; Diversisporales; Gigasporaceae.
AUUAUUUCUCCUACUCGUCCCAACCACCACGUAGAGGUCCAACCCAACUCUCCCAAUGAUGGAAAGUUUAGAGGUAUAGAUGAACUCCUAUCUCAAGUUUUACGACUGCUCAAGCAAAGGCACAUAACCAGUUCCUUCUCUGGAACCAGUAGAUCUUAA